UUCUCCGAAACCUAAAAUUUCGAUAGGACACUACAACCAGGAGGAUAGCGAACCUUUGAGGAAAGAUAAGGUAAAAAUGGUACUUGAAAAGGAUAAGGAACUAGAAGUGGAGGAAAGUGAGGGAGAGUCAUCUCCCCAAAAUGGCGACAUAGUCGACAAUCUGCUGUUGGGGGACGGAAACUUAUCGCGGCGAGAGGCUCGCCUCAUAAUUGGAGCGUUGGAUAAGAAAACAUGUUUCGCCAAAGUCCUCUGCGGUUUGGGGGGUAAAGAGCCGACCAAAAAUACAGAUCUAAUCAACGACUAUGCCUACCUUAUCGGAGAACUUGUGGUAAACUCUGAAGAAGACACGGGUAAAACAAAACCCUCAAUUUUCGGCGAUUUUUGGGACGAAUUUGGUGCCCUCAAGGAACAACAAGACCUCGAAUACGAUGACGACGACAUUGACAUAGAAUCUCACGAAGAUGAUCGGAGGAGAUCCGGCCUAACUUCCGGUGAUGGAGUAGUACAUAACAACUACGUUCACCUAGUCCCAUUCCAAUAUCGUCACGUUCCCCGUCCCCGCAUAUUUUUUCAUCGUCUCAGUCGACAAUUGAGUCAAGGGAGGCAGUGUCGCCAACUCAGAGAGAGGAACGCUUGUCCCUACAAUGAUACCCAGAUGGGACAAAUUGUCUCUAAAUUGAGACAAAUUAUUAGAGGGGAAGACAUUCUGGGGACACUUGCUCAGGUAAUGCACAUACAUACUAAAUAA
Messenger RNA from Folsomia candida, 748 nucleotides. RefSeq lists its product as uncharacterized. The coding region runs from base 77 to 748 and encodes 223 amino acids. NCBI's taxonomy places the organism in Eukaryota, Metazoa, Arthropoda, Collembola, Entomobryomorpha, Isotomidae. The transcript has 2 exons. The record is from RefSeq and is a predicted model, not a curated record.